AUGAGGGCUGAUCACGUUACCGCCCCGGGUCUAUGCAUCGAUCAUCUCGUGGGCGACGUUGCCCGGGAAAGGGAGGCCGCUCGCAUCAUCGAGCGCAACUUGUGGGAGCAGAGGCUCCGUGAUGAAGAAAAGACCCGUUACAUCGAACGGAAGCGCAGAGAGAUGUACGCGAGGCAAGCUGUCGAGCGCCACGCCCUAGAACGGGGUCGAGACUUUCGCGGAACUAUAGAUGAGUACUGGGAAUCGUUGGCCCGGAUGAAUCAGAGACACAGACGGGAGUGUCGCGAAUUCACACUUCGUUGGGAACGCAAAUUUGCCUGCGGCGAUAUGGAUCAGUAUCUCAACCAGGCUAUUGGAUCCCGCAUGAACCCAGCUAGGAGGCCUCAUGAGCGCUCAAACUCCGACGAGAGUUCUGAAAUCCGCUCAGAUCCUAGCUCAGAGACUUUAUGGGAUCAUGAUUGA
Molecule: messenger RNA, 462 nt
Organism: Verticillium alfalfae VaMs.102
Lineage: Eukaryota; Fungi; Ascomycota; Sordariomycetes; Glomerellales; Plectosphaerellaceae
Exons: 1
Coding region: 1-462 (153 amino acids)
Source: RefSeq, a predicted model, not a curated record